GAGAUUUCUUCUGAGACUUCCAAAAUGGUUUUCAGACUCACUGGUUAAGAGUCAGCAACUUCCUGCGAGGACUUCAUACUUUCAGCUCUACGUCUCCCCAUGGCAUUUUGACCGCGCUGAGCCCAAGGGACCUGCUCUUCACAAUGAGUGACGAGAAGAAUCUGGGUGUGUCCCAAAAGUUGGUUUCACCCUCAAGAAGCACAAGUAGCUGUUCCUCCAAGCAAGGAAGCCGGCAGGACAGCUGGGAAGUGGUGGAAGGAUUGAGAGGGGAGAUGACUUACACCCAGGAGCCGCCUGUGCAGAAAGGAUUUUUGCUGAAAAAGAGGAAGUGGCCCUUAAAAGGCUGGCACAAGAGAUUCUUCUGCCUGGAAAAGGGAAUCUUGAAAUAUGCCAAGAGCCAAACUGAUAUUGAGAGACAGAAGCUGCAUGGCAGUAUUGACGUGGGGCUCUCCGUGAUGUCUGUGAAGAAGUCAUCUAAAUGUAUAGACCUCGACACUGAGGAGCACAUCUACCACCUGAAGGUGAAGUCAGAAGACGUCUUUGACGAGUGGGUAUCCAAGCUUCGUCACCACAGAAUGUACCGGCAGAAUGAGAUCGCCAUGUUUCCCCGGGAUGUCAACCACUUUUUCCCAGGGUCCUCUGUCACAGACUCUGCCCCAGGAGUAUUUGAGUCUGUUUCCAGUAGGAAGCGCAGCAGUCUAUCAAAGCAGAAUUCAUUUCCAGCUGGAAGCAAUUUGUCAUUUUCUUGUGGUGGGGACACACGAGUUCCAUUCUGGCUACAGUCUUCAGAGGACAUGGAAAAGUGCUCGAAAGACUUGGCACACUGCCACACUUAUCUGCUGGAGAUGAGCCAGCUCUUAGAAAGCAUGGACGUCUUGCAUCGGACUUACUCGGCGCCAGCUAUCAACGCCAUCCAGGGUGGAGCUUUUGAAAGUCCCAAAAAGGAAAAGCGCUCGCACAGGAGGUGGCGGUCCAGAGCUAUUGGCAAAGAUGCUAAAGGAAUGCUGCAGGUCCCUAAACCUUUUUCUGGCCCGGUGAGACUGCACUCCUCCAAUCCUAACUUGUCAACACUGGACUUUGGAGAAGAGAAGUCUUACUCGGAUGGUUCUGAAGCCUCGUCGGAGUUCUCCAAGAUGCAGGAGGACCUGUGCCAUGUCGCCCAUAAAGUUUACUUCGCUUUAAGGUCAGCUUUCAAUAGCAUAUCGAUGGAGAGAGAGAAGUUGAAGCAGCUGAUGGAGCUGGACACCUCCCCCUCCCCUUCUGCUCAGGUUGUCGGUCUGAAGCACGCUCUGUCAUCCGCCCUAGCUCAAAACACAGAUCUUAAAGAACGGUUACGCAGAAUCCAUGCGGAGUCUCUGCUCCUCGACCCGCCCGCUGGUCCCAAGCCGGGGGACAACCUGGCAGAGGAAAUCUCCAGGGAUGAAAGCCGAGCCCUGGUGCACCAGCUCUCCAACGAGAGCAGGCUGUCUAUCACCGACUCCCUUUCUGAGUUUUUCGAUGCCCAGGAAGUUCUGCUAUCUCCUAGCUCUUCAGAAAACGAGAUCUCUGAUGAUGAUUCAUACGUCAGUGACAUAAGUGAUAAUCUGUCCUUAGACAACCUCAGUAACGAUUUAGACAAUGAAAGACAGACCUUGGGUCCUGUUCUCGAAAGUAGUGGGGAAGCCAGGUCCAAAAGGCGGACCAGCCUGCCAGCGCCGGGUCCCAACACCAGUAGCGUGAGUGUGUGGAGCAUCCUGCGCAACAACAUUGGGAAGGACCUAUCCAAGGUGGCCAUGCCGGUAGAGCUGAACGAGCCCCUGAACACACUGCAGCGGCUCUGCGAGGAGCUAGAAUACAGCGAGCUUCUGGACAAGGCUGCGCGCAUGCCCAGUCCCCUGGAGAGGAUGGUGUACGUGGCAGCCUUCGCCAUCUCUGCAUACGCAUCCAGCUACUUCCGAGCAGGCAGCAAGCCAUUUAACCCGGUCCUUGGAGAAACGUACGAAUGCAUCCGACAGGACAAGGGUUUCCAGUUUUUUGCCGAGCAGGUCAGCCACCACCCGCCUAUCUCCGCCUGCCACGCCGAGUCCAGGAACUUUGUUUUCUGGCAAGAUGUGAGAUGGAAAAACAAAUUCUGGGGUAAAUCCAUGGAAAUUGUCCCGAUUGGUACUACCCAUGUGACUCUGCCUGCGUUUGGAGAUCACUUCGAGUGGAAUAAAGUGACCUCCUGCAUCCACAACAUCUUAAGCGGACAGCGCUGGAUCGAGCACUAUGGUGAAAUUGUCAUCAAGAACCUGAGAGACGACUCCUGCCACUGCAAAGUGAACUUCAUAAAGGCAAAAUACUGGAGCACUAAUGCCCACGAGAUCGAAGGCACGGUAUUCGACCGCAGCGGGAAGGCUGUGCACCGGCUGUUUGGAAAAUGGCACGAGAGCAUCUACUGUGGCGGCGCCUCCUCCUCCACGUGUGUCUGGAGAGCAAAUCCCAUGCCGAAAGGCUAUGAGCAGUAUUACGGCUUCACACAGUUUGCAUUAGAGUUAAAUGAAAUGGAUCCUUUGUCAAGGUCUUUAUUACCACCCACCGACACUCGUUUUAGACCAGAUCAAAGGCUUCUAGAAGAAGGAAACAUAGAGGAGGCUGAGGUGCAGAAGCAGAGGAUUGAGAAGCUGCAGAGGGAGAGGCGGAGGGUCCUGGAGGAAAACGGUGUGGAGCACCAGCCCCGGUUUUUCAGGAAGUCCAGUGACGAUGCUUGGGUGAGCAACGGGACCUACCUGGAACUGAGGAAAGACCUUGGCUUUUCCAAGCUGGACCAUCCGGUCUUGUGGUGAAAUGUAAGGGAGAGAGAGAAUCCCUGCACUUUGCCCACAGUUGCUUCCGGAAGCAGCACACGCCUGUCUGUACGUUUAAACGAUAGCAGCCAGAACGAUCCCUUGUGCUUAGCGUAGCAUCGUGAGCACUGGAGUAUAUACUUUUCUUCAGUAAGUCUCUUUACAGUUUCAAGUGUUAUCACGGUUGUUUAUAUGAAUGUAGAACGCCUCGGUAUUUCUUUUUAUAUAUAAACUAUUUAAUAAAAAUGAAAGGUUGAAUGUUAA
This is a messenger RNA of Rattus rattus (black rat), 3068 nucleotides long. RefSeq names its product oxysterol binding protein like 3 (gene Osbpl3). Gene Ontology annotation, molecular function: cholesterol binding. Lineage: Eukaryota; Metazoa; Chordata; Mammalia; Rodentia; Muridae. Bases 144 to 2804 code for a protein of 886 amino acids. The record is from RefSeq and is a predicted model, not a curated record. Gene Ontology annotation, cellular component: perinuclear endoplasmic reticulum; cytosol; intracellular membrane-bounded organelle. The transcript is spliced from 22 exons.